Molecule: messenger RNA, 2959 nt
Organism: Pelagomonas calceolata
Lineage: Eukaryota; Pelagophyceae; Pelagomonadales; Pelagomonadaceae
Source: the annotation of a GenBank genome assembly
AGGUGUUUUGAUGCCAGGACUCCUCUCUCCGGUUGCCAUCCGCGAAGCGUUCCGCGAGCCGUGGAGAGGACGCAGUUGUGCAGCCGUGCGUCGCGCCGGCGAGGCGGACUCCACCAUCACCGAUACGGGCAGCCCCACUGUACAUAGACAAGCAGCCCCACUGUACAUAGACAGGCUGCGGAAGAUGCUCGCGACGCCGCGGGUCCGCAAGACCGACGUCGACAGCAUCGUCUUCGAGGCCGAGUCGCGGCGCCAGGAGGCCGCGGCGCCCGCGGCCACGAAGCUCGGCACGGUCAAGGGCGUCUUCGUGCCGACGCUCCAGAACAUCAUGGGCAUCAUCCUGUUCGUGCGCGUGCCGUUCAUCGUCGGGCAGGCGGGCAUUUUGGAAGGACUGGGUAUCAUCUGGCUGUCGUGCGCCACGGCGUUGCUGACGGCGGUGUCCAUGUCCGCGGUCGCGACGAACGGCCGGCCCCGGUCCGGGGGCUGCUACGCCAUGGUCAAGAACUCGCUCGGCGCGCAGUUCGGCGGCGUGACGGGUGCCUUGCUCUUCCUCAGCAACACCUUUGGCGUGGCCAUGUACGUCCUCGGCUGCGUCGAGGUGCUGCAGCUGAGCUUCCCGGCGACGUUCGGGGACCUGCCGAUGCGCGUGUUGGGUGCUAUUAUAUUAACGGGCCUGGCGGUCAUCGUCUUCGUGGGCGUCGAGUACGUCGCGCGCUUUGCCGUGUUGUUCCUGUUUGGAGUGUUAUUGGCUGUGGCCGCGAUCUGGGCUGGAGUAAUAGUGCAUAGCGUGGGCGACGGGAAGCCGCGCCAAGGUAUUGUGGGAGUGUCCGGAGAGAACAUGCGGAGAAACCUCAUGUCGGAGUACAAAGAAAAGGCGGGCGUCGAGUGGUCCUUCAAGGCGUGCCUGGCGUUGUUUUUUCCCGCGGUGACCGACCCCCUCGCGGGCUCCAAUUUGUCGGGCGAUUUGAAGGACCCGCAAGCGUCGAUCCCGCCGGGCACCAUCGCCGCGGUUAUUGUGACGACGAUCGUGUUCUCGAUCCAAGUCGUGGUCGUGGCGGGCGGCGCCGUGCGAAGAGAUGCGUUGAUCGAGUUCCCUCUGGACGACUUCCCGCGCGUGCCGCGCUUCGUGGUGAAAGAUCUGGCCUGGCCGCACGAGAUGAUUGUGGUGGUCGGCGUCUUGCUCUCGACGUUAGGCGCGGGCCUCCAGUCCUUAGCCGGAGCGCCUCGCUUACUGGCAGCGCUGGGCAAGGACGACCUCGUACCUAUCCUGAGGCACUUCGCGCCCUCGGAUGGCGCAGAACCGCGCAAGGCCAUAUUGUUUUGCGCCUCUUUAUCGAUGUGUCUCGUCAUGGUCGGGGACCUGAAUGCGGUAGCGCCGUUCAUCACGCUCUGGUUCCUGACGUGCUACGCGAUCAUAAACAUCGCCUGCGCCUAUCUGGGAUACGAGAAACAUCCCAGCUUCCGGCCGACGUACCGCCUCUUCAAGUGGCAGGUGUCGUUGGUGGGCUGCUGCGUGUGUUUCUUCAUCAUGUUUUAUACGCAGCCUCUCUCAGCGUUGGGCGCGUUAGCUGCGGCCGGCUUAUUAUAUAAAUAUAUAGAAACGCAGCCCGGAGCGUCAGCCCAUACAGCACAUGGGGAGUCCGAGCUCCCCAUCUUCGAGCGCGAGCCCGAGAGCCCGAGCAACACGGAUAAAGGGUCCGACUCGGAGACGGAGACGAUGUGCGUGUCGCCGGCGCACCGGACGGGGCCGUCGGACUGGCGUUCAGGAUCAAGGUUCAAGACGGCGCGGACGGCGAUGUUGGCAUUGGAGGAGGGCGACCUCCAGUUCAAGUACUGGCGGCCCUUCGUUUUAUUUUUAUGCGCCAUCGAUGGCGAUGCGAAUUACGUGCGGCAGCGGGGCAUGUUGGACGCGUUGGCGCAGCUCGUGCGGCGGGGCAAAGGUUUAGCUUUGGUGAAUGGAGUGGUCGUCGACGAGGUCGCGGAACCUUCCCUAAGGAAGGCGCGGAAGGCGCGGCGGCGGCUCCGUGCUUUAUUACGAGAUCGGGGCGUCCAGGGCUUCGCGGACGUGGUGGUCGCGCCGUCGCACGAAGAAGGGCGCAAACUCCUCCUCCAAGCGAAGGGCCUCGGGUAUUUCCGGCCGAACACCGUGGCGCUGGGCUGGCCCACGGAUAAUAAUAAGAGGGACGCCCGAGGUUUCCUGCGGACCAUGGACGACACGACGGCGAUGCUGAAGACCUUGCUCGUCUUCGCGGGGGAUCGCGAUUUCCCCGGCGCCAAGGACCCACCUUUAAGAGGCAGAGUCGACGUGUGGAUGGUUUUUGAUUUGUUCCCCGCGGCGGGGUUAUUGCUACUGAUCCCGUUCUUGCUGUUACGGGACGACAAGUGGAAGCACUGCGAGCUGCGGCUCAUCAUCGUGUCGCCGCGGACGGACGCGGGGAAGGAGGACGACGGGAAGCUGGAGGAGGCCGUCAAGUCCAUGCUCAAGGCGGGCGGCGUGCUGGCGAAGGUGCUCGUGCUGCGCCUGGGCGAGGAAGACGCCCCGCGCUUCGCCCGGGACGAUUCCCUACUAACACCUACGAGGCAGCCGUCCGUGCGGACGCGCGCAAAGCUCACGCGCGGGUCCUCGUUAACUGCGGAAGAAGAAUUUAUUUUGAGCGAGGAGUUUUCCAGCCAGCCACUGCCCCCGGAGCCGCCCACGCCGGUCUCGCCGCCGUCGCCCAUGCGGCGCAUCGACUCGACGGGCAAGACGAAGCUCACGGUGCUGCUGAAGGAGCACUCGGGGUCGAGCGAACUCGUGCUGAUCCGCCUCCCCCCACAGAAACGCGAGCAGCCUCCCCAAGAAUGGAUGGUCUCCGUGGAUCGCCUGAUCGAGGGCCUGCGGCGCGUCAUUCUGAUUCGCGAGUCGGGGGCGGAGAAGGUGCAGUUCUUCCAGUAGUGUAAGUGUGCAUAGACAACCUUU